Messenger RNA from Entamoeba invadens IP1, 714 nucleotides. RefSeq names its product ubiquitin carboxyl-terminal hydrolase, putative. The transcript has a single exon. The record is from RefSeq and is a predicted model, not a curated record. Gene Ontology annotation, molecular function: cysteine-type deubiquitinase activity. Gene Ontology annotation, biological process: protein deubiquitination; ubiquitin-dependent protein catabolic process. The coding region runs from base 1 to 714 and encodes 237 amino acids. Gene Ontology annotation, cellular component: cytoplasm. Lineage: Eukaryota; Evosea; Mastigamoebida; Endamoebidae.
AUGAGUACAACACAAGUAGAAAGUAGUAAUAGCACACAAGGGACACCACAACACGAGACUUGGAAUAUGUUAGUAGGUGAUCCUGAAGUUUUUAAUAACAUUCUAUCUGACAUAGGUGUUGGUAAUGUCGAAGUCAAUCAAGUCUAUUGCUUAGAGGACGAUUUAGUUCAAAACAGUGUGUUUGGGUUCUUGGUAUGUCUUCCAAACAAAGUGACUAAGACAACUUAUUUAGCACCAGAAGUCGCAUUAGAUCCGCAACCCAUUCACAUUAAACAAACUAUUGGGAAUGCAUGUGGUGGUGUAGCUCUGUUGCAUUGUUUAGUGAACAAUCCUUUAGUUCAAUACUUUGAUGACUCCACAUAUCGAAAGAUCAAUGACAUCUGUGAGAAGAAAAAGUCCUAUGAAGAGCGAGCAGAGUGUGUUAAGUUUCUCAAAGAGUCUUUUGAGAAGUAUGCUGAGUCUUCUUCUUCGUCCGAUGAUUCUCCUCGUGAAAAGAAAGCAGACGCUCCCAAAAAGGAAAAAGUUGUGAAUCAUUUCGAAGGGAUCAUUAAUUUUAAUAACAAAGUGUGGAUCUUGGAUGGCAGAAAACAUUUGCCUGUUCCAGUUUGUGAGAUUCCUGAGGGUCAAAAUUUUAAGACGGUUGCUCUCAAGUUUUUACAAAAAAGAAUCGAAGGAUUAGAUAUGAUAUCCAUACUCUCGUUGUCUCUCCUUUAA